GGUGUUUACGCUUACAGUUAGCGUGUAAGCUAAUGUUGACAGUUAUUUGACAACGUUCUUCCACCCAAACUAACGCACUUUCAAGCGAAAUGGAGACAAAGGGACCGUCACUUCAUGUGCAGGCAGGCCCCUCAGGGGAUGUAACACAGAGCGUGGAUGAGGAGUCCAGGGUGGAUGAACCUCUGAUCUCUGCUGACGACCUUGACUCUGCUAUUACGGAGAAGUUUCUGGUUCUGCCAACACUCUACCAAGCUGCCCUGCUGUCCCUGCUGCAGGUUAUUUUUGUGGUGUUGUCACUGUGUGUGGCAUUGCUUUGUUUGUUGAGAUUUGACCAAGAGGCAGUGUGCAAAAGCGUCUUCGGUAGUGUGAAAGAGGAGAGUGCCAUUGUGUUUGGGAAGGUGUGUUUGUGGUUGUUGCUGCUGUUGUUCACUUGGAGCAUGAAGCACCAUCACAGUCGGGCCAGGAGCCAGGGAUACCUGUCUGUCUACAGACGGAUGCAGCAUCUAAAGCACCUGCCGCUCACCAUCCACUCCACAGGAAAUGUGUUGCUGCUACUUUCUCUGGUUUCUGGACUGUCGCAGACGGUCUUUGUCUACAUACUCAUAAGUGUUUUGUGUGUGGAACUCUUGGUGACAUUGCUGUUCCUAAUUCAUUACAUUGUCAGGGUGAUGCAGUUCAACAGCGCCAAGCCUGCUCCAGACGUGAUCCAAGAAGUGCGUUUAUACGGCGGCAGUAGCACAGUCACGCCCACUGAGACUGGCUUCAGGGGCGGUUCCCGGCUGGAGGAGGUGGUGAACAAGCAGGCCGACCUCAUAGAAUACCUGAAAGACCACAAUGCCUUACUGAGCAAAAGGCUGCUGAACCUCAGCGCUCAGUAGCACUGAGCUCCAGCGUCUGCCUGUCUGCGCUCUGAUCCCUCACACUCUGCAGAACCAGUGGACUUCUGGAACAAAGAAACCCGAUCCCUUUAACAUCCAGAACUGCACAACAACAAAAAGAGAUGGGAUCUGUGGAUUUGAAGGAAAGGAUUGUGCAGUGAAGAAAUGCUAGAGAUAAAACUGAUGGUAUCUUCGGUUUAUUUGCGUGCAUGUGCACCUGUCCACGUAGAAACUGCAGAGCUUCACUCUCUGUGGCAUCCUUACCUGAUUCCACAGAUAAUGGCAAGUGUGAGAUGAGCUGAAAGUGGAGCGGGCUUAAAGAGGAGGUGGCAGGAGGAGAAGUCAUGGGUCACAGAUCAGAGGUGAGGGCUUUCUUUUUUUCUUCUUCUUCUUUUUAUUAUUGUCGACCCAUGUUGACCCUUGUAUAUGGGCGCUUGUGGUACAGAGAGACCAAGAGACGCUGAAAAUUUGUUUUAGAGAUCAUCUCUGGUCAGGAGGAGCUCUGAGGGCAGCAGAGGUGAUCAUAAGGUCAGAUAACACUGAAGUAGCUGUAAAGUGCCAUUUUUAUCCACUCUUACAAGGUGAAGGCUUUAAAAUGGUGUGGUGGUUGUUCUGUUAUUUUGUUGCUGUUUUUUUGUAUUUGCACUAACUGAGGGUUGUGUAUUUGUGAUCAAAUGCCAAUAAAUCUUUUAUAUUCUC
Thalassophryne amazonica is the source of this 1577-nucleotide messenger RNA. RefSeq names its product transmembrane protein 192 (gene tmem192). Gene Ontology annotation, cellular component: lysosomal membrane; late endosome. Bases 90 to 878 code for a protein of 262 amino acids. The transcript is spliced from 6 exons. The record is from RefSeq and is a predicted model, not a curated record. NCBI's taxonomy places the organism in Eukaryota, Metazoa, Chordata, Actinopteri, Batrachoidiformes, Batrachoididae.